UAUUAUUCAGAAGAGAUGCUUGAACAAGAUUUUUUAAAUCCCAAAGAAAAAUAUCCUCCUAAAGCAGAGAGUCCAGUCCCUGAACCCUCAAGGAAUUCAACAGGUCCUGAGACUAAUUUUACCCAGAUAAAUGCACCCAGUCCAAGCAAGAGUCAGAGUGGAAAUGAUACCAGCCCAACUGGAAACACUGUGAGCAAUCCUACAGCUCAAAAUGGGACCAUCCCUGCAGUUACCAUUUCAGGCCUGGGAGUGCCAAGAAGUAGAAUUCCAUGGGGAUCAAGUCAGCCAAAUAUUCAUGAAAAUUAUCCAAAUCCUAACAUCCAGAGUUUUCCUGCAGGAAGACAAUGGUGGUCCAUUGGUACCACCAUGAGGCACAGACAGAAUGGGCCUUUUUACCAAAACCAGCAAGUUCAAAGGGUUUCUCAGCAGAACUCUUUUGCUUGGGAAGGCAAACAAGCAGUUCAUUCAGGAAAUCCAAUUUAUCACAAAACUUAUACUUCCACUGUAAGAGACAAUUCUCCCAAUCAUGCAAAAAAUCCAGCAGAUCCAGCCUCAAAUAAUCCUCUGUGGAAACCAAUUGUCCCUCCGGGUCCCCAACAUGGUACUGUUGACCACAAAGAAAACAUCCAAAAUCCAGGACAGAAGCCACUUGGUCAAAAAGAAAGAAUGGUCAUUUCCAGAGAUCCAACUGGCUGCUAGAGAAACUCUCAAGACUAUGGAAUUAAUAAACCAAACUAUAAACUGCCUCACCCUAAGGGUAACAUGCUAGUCCCUAAUUUUAAUUCUGCUGCUGAUCAAAGCAAAAACUCUUAUUAGCCAAGAGGAGAUUCCAGAAAAGCCCCAAAUUCUGAUGAACAAGCUGAAAGCCAGAUUUUGCCCAAAGGAAUUAUCUUAGAGCCAAGAAGAAUCCUGUAUAAAUCAGAAAUUAAUCAUCCAAAAUUUAACCAUAAUACAUACCAGCCUGUAUACCCUGAGGAAAUCCCUUCCCCUGCAAGAGAACAUUUUCUUGUUGGAAGAAAUUGGAACCACCAAGAAACCUCUCCACCUUAUAACGAAGAUCCUGGAAUGCAGGAAGAACACCUACCUCAUCCUUCCCGUGGCUUUAGAGGAAGUGUUUACUACUGUGACUUUAACCUCUAUGAUCCCAAGGAAAAUUCACCAUACCUUAGCAGCAAUUCAUGAGAUGAGAAAGAUGAUUCUCCCAGUACUAAUACCAAAAAUCCAAUGUACCCCACGAAUACUCCAUAUCCAAAAGAGACAGUCCCUUCUAAUGAAGAGGACCCAAUUGAUCCAACUGGAGAUGAACCUUUCCCAGGGCAAAGUAGAUGGAGUACAAAGGAGUCAAGCUUUCCAGAAGAUCCAACAGUUAGGCAUGAAGGUGAGCAAUAUACCUCAAAUCAACCAAAGGAAUACCUUCCCUAUUCCUUAAAUAACCCAUCAAAACCCAGGGAAUAUUUCCCUUAUGGUGGAUUUUACCCCUGGAACCCAGAUGAGAAAUUUCUAUCAUAUAAUACAGUUCCCACCGUAACACCACAUGUGGAGAGCAGGGGCUCUUAUGCUGAUAAUGCUUUUGGACAAGAAGGAAGCACUCUGAUUCCUUUUCUGAACUUCUGGGACCACAGCAUUCAAGCCCAAGGGCAGAAAGAAAGAAGGCUAUAUUUGAACAGAAAUUUCUGGGAUCAACCAACAUAUUUACACAAACACCCUGCUAGUCCACCACACCAGAAAGAGAACCAGCCUUAUUUCAGUAACUCCCAAGCUGAACUUCAGAAAAAUCCAACAUGGCAUGAAGGUAACAAUUUGAAUUAUGGCAUACAAAUUACUAGGUUAAAUUCACCAGAGGGAAAACAUCUGGCUUUCCAAGACUUAAUUCCUCUAAGUUACCCAGUAGGUCAAAAAGAAGCACAUUUAUCUCACCUAAGCUACAGAGGUCGUUGCUAUGCUGGUGGUUCCACUACACACCACUUGCCCAGCGACAAUCCACUUGCUUCACAAGACCACACUUCAUCUUUUGCUCUUGCACCAGGGGAGAACCAAGACACCAGCCCUCUGUACACUGAAGAUACCCAGACUAAGAAUGCAAGACAUACCAUCCCUCAAAGCAUCCUACCUGGCCAAAGGAACAGCUCAGAGAAAAGGCUGCCCAGGGAAAGCCAAAACCCAAGUCUUUUUGGAGAUGAUGUAUCCACUCUGAGGAGGAGCACACCAUGCUCUGUAAAGAGCCAACUGGGCCAAAAGGGAAUUAUGCCCUUUCCCCAAGCCAGCUCCCUUCAAUCAAAGAAUAUACCUUGCCUCAACAGUGAUCUUUGAGGAGACAGGAACAAUGUUUUGGAACAAAUAUUUGAAGGCAUCCAGCUCAAUGAAGGAACUGUUGGCCCUACUCCUGAGCAGCUUGUUAUCAGUACACCUGAUGAAGGCCCCAAGCCAGAAGAAAUCCAAAGUGAAGUGCAAGGAAAUGGUGAAAGGCAACAAAGACCAUCUAGCAUCCUACAGUCACCUUGCUUUGGCUCCAAAUUGGGAAAGUAUCACUCCUCCAGCACUGGAACUCCAUCUAGUGUUGGAAGGCUAGGCCCAUUUGAAGGGGAUCCAAUUAUGCCUACUGAAAUUCCUAACUCAUUGGCUGGGUUAACUACUGGGGCACAAUUUCAGAGUAUAAAUGUAGACUUACUUAAUGCAGAUGAAAACACUGCUUUUGAUCCCCUUCAAAUGGGGACCAAUCCACAGGACCAGACACAAGAAUGCUUACUACUUCAGGUGUAGGGACUUUGUCAACCAAGCAUUCUUUGGGGAAGAAAAAUACCUGAUACUCUACAGUGGUUCCCAAACUUUCCUAUCCCCAAGACUUG
Messenger RNA from Manis javanica (Malayan pangolin), 2846 nucleotides. It is a transcript of the gene ENAM, whose product is annotated as enamelin. Gene Ontology annotation, molecular function: structural constituent of tooth enamel. Gene Ontology annotation, cellular component: extracellular matrix. The record is from RefSeq and is a predicted model, not a curated record. Gene Ontology annotation, biological process: positive regulation of enamel mineralization; amelogenesis; ameloblast differentiation. NCBI's taxonomy places the organism in Eukaryota, Metazoa, Chordata, Mammalia, Pholidota, Manidae.